AUGUUCCGCAAAAGAACUUUUCUCUUCAUGACCUUCGCACUACUCGUCAUCAUCUCUCGUGCACAGGUUGAUUCAAGUGAUGAUGAUGACGACUAUUGGGCGAUUGGUUCAAGUGAUAAUGUGGAGUCAACGACAGACGGUUCUGAUGGUGAUAACGAUAAGCAAGUAGAAGUCACAGAAGAACCAGAAAAAGAAGAAGAAACUCCCACAGAAAAGCCAGAAGAAGAAGAAACUACAACGGAAGUACCAAUAGAAGAACCGAAGACAACUGAAGCUGAAUCAGCUGAAGAAGAAGAAAAGAAGACAACUCCAGCCCCAGCUCCGAUUGCACCUAGAGUUACUGCAGCUCCACAAGUCGCAGACCCUCCUCCAGCUGAGGUUGAAGACGUCGUUAAAGGAGGGAAUACAACUAGCUCCUCUACUUUCAUGAGCUAUGGAUUCGGAGCCUCCGUCGUUCUUCUGGUUGCUCUCUAG
This is a messenger RNA of Caenorhabditis remanei, 474 nucleotides long. RefSeq lists its product as uncharacterized. The transcript is spliced from 2 exons. Bases 1 to 474 code for a protein of 157 amino acids. Lineage: Eukaryota; Metazoa; Nematoda; Chromadorea; Rhabditida; Rhabditidae. The record is from RefSeq and is a predicted model, not a curated record.